Beta vulgaris subsp. vulgaris (sugar beet) is the source of this 1497-nucleotide messenger RNA. NCBI's taxonomy places the organism in Eukaryota, Viridiplantae, Streptophyta, Magnoliopsida, Caryophyllales, Amaranthaceae. The record is from the annotation of a RefSeq genome assembly.
AUGAGAACCAAUUCUACUACUUCUGGUCCUGGGGUUCCCACACUUGAAAAAAAAAACCUGGGGCGUAUCGCUCAAAUUAUUGGUCCGGUACUGGACGUAGCUUUUCCUCCAGGCAAGAUGCCAAAUAUUUACAACGCUCUAAUAGUUACGGGUCAAGAUACUACUGGUCAACCAAUUAAUGUGACUUGUGAGGUACAACAAUUAUUAGGAAAUAAUCGAGUUAGGGCUGUAGCUAUGAGUGCUACAGAUGGUCUAAUGCGAGGAAUGGAAGUUAUUGAUACAGGAGCUCCUUUAAGUGUUCCAGUCGGCGGCGCGACUCUCGGACGAAUUUUUAACGUGCUUGGGGAGCCUGUUGAUAAUUUAGGUCCCGUAGAUACUCGCACAACAUCUCCUAUUCAUAGAUCUGCGCCUGCCUUUACACAGUUAGAUACAAAAUUAUCUAUUUUUGAAACAGGAAUUAAAGUGGUAGAUCUUUUAGCCCCUUAUCGCCGUGGAGGAAAAAUCGGACUAUUUGGGGGCGCGGGAGUGGGUAAAACAGUGCUCAUUAUGGAAUUGAUCAACAAUAUUGCAAAAGCUCAUGGGGGCGUAUCCGUAUUUGGCGGAGUAGGUGAACGUACUCGUGAAGGAAAUGAUCUUUACAUGGAAAUGAAAGAAUCCGGAGUUAUCAAUGAACAAAAUAUUGCAGAGUCAAAAGUAGCUUUAGUCUACGGUCAAAUGAAUGAACCGCCAGGGGCGCGUAUGAGAGUUGGGUUGACUGCCCUAACUAUGGCGGAAUAUUUCCGAGAUGUUAAUGAACAAGACGUACUUCUAUUUAUCGACAAUAUCUUCCGUUUCGUCCAAGCCGGAUCUGAAGUAUCUGCCUUAUUGGGUCGAAUGCCUUCCGCUGUAGGUUAUCAACCUACUCUUAGUACCGAAAUGGGCUCGUUACAGGAAAGAAUUACUUCUACAAAAGAAGGAUCCAUAACUUCGAUUCAAGCCGUCUAUGUACCUGCAGACGAUUUGACCGAUCCCGCUCCUGCCACGACAUUUGCACAUUUAGAUGCGACUACCGUACUAUCAAGAGGAUUGGCCGCCAAAGGGAUCUAUCCAGCGGUGGAUCCGUUAGACUCAACGUCAACUAUGCUUCAACCUAGGAUCGUUGGUGAGGAACAUUAUGAAAUUGCGCAAAGAGUUAAGCAAACCUUACAACGUUACAAAGAACUUCAGGACAUUAUAGCUAUCCUUGGGUUGGACGAAUUAUCCGAAGAAGAUCGUUUAACUGUAGCAAGAGCACGAAAAAUUGAGCGUUUCUUAUCACAACCUUUUUUCGUAGCAGAAGUAUUUACAGGCUCUCCAGGAAAAUAUGUUGGUCUAGCAGAAACAAUUAGAGGGUUUCAAUUGAUCUUUUCCGGAGAAUUAGAUGGUCUUCCUGAACAGGCCUUUUAUUUGGUAGGUAACAUCGAUGAAGUUACCGCGAAAGCUAUGAACUUAGAAAUGGAGAGCAAAUUAAAGAAAUGA